This is a messenger RNA of Caenorhabditis sp. 36 PRJEB53466, 2937 nucleotides long. The record is from the annotation of a GenBank genome assembly. Lineage: Eukaryota; Metazoa; Nematoda; Chromadorea; Rhabditida; Rhabditidae.
AUGUCUUCCCGACUUUUCGUCUUCAUUCUUAUCUGUUAUGCCACUGCCGAUAAGAUUGAGAAGGAAUCAAGUUCAGAUGAAUUCAGGGUGAGUUUUCCUCCCGAUGACAUCAGCUUCUCUCCUUAUUUCUCCCUUUUUCCCGAAUGAUUUAUAGUGACUGUCCUCCAAAUGACGUCUUCUUCCCAUCAAAAAGUCCGCUAUCAGAGUUCUAACUACUAAUUUCCCACAGCCUCAAAUAUUCAGAUUAGGGCACGGUAAAUGCGUUAAUCAAAUGAUAUGUACGACGAUCAUCACCCGGUUCGUUUCAAAUCUGCGCUGAUUUCUUGCGAACAAUGCCCCCAAUAGAAGCCAACAGAAGCAGAGUAUUCCUCCCACCCGAUUCUUUCUAUUUACAUCGCGUCAUUCCUGGUUGCUUCUGCUUUUUCGUCAUUUCCCUCCUUUUUGCGUUCACCGCGCACUGAAACCAAAGAUCGGAGGGCACAAAUAUAAAUAAAGCCGUUUGGAGACGAAGUAUCGGUCGGAUAUAUCCCUCCAAUGGGUCAUGAGUACGAUAUUGACGAGGUUCUCUCACGUUAUCUCCCGUUUCGAAGCUCUUCAUUACCUCUGAAUUUUCAGCUGUUCACCUGGAAAUGGGAUGAUGUUCAUCAUGUCUACGUCAUCACCGUCUGGCUUCUCAUUGCCUCUUUAGCCAAAAUCAGUGAGCUCCUGUGAUUUCAAUUUCUACCGUAAUGCUCGUUCUUUUCAGUAUUCAACCUCAUGAAGCCACUCUCUCACUGGCUCCCGGACUCUUCUCUUCUCAUUAUCGUCGGUUUAGCGCUCGGAUACGUUCUUCAUCAGACCUCGUUGAGCGGAGCAACUCUCGAUUCUCACACUUUCUUCCUGUACCUUCUUCCUCCAAUCAUAUUCGAUGCGGGUAACUGACCCAUUGGCUCUACCGACUAUAAUCGUGCCUUUUCAGGUUAUUUCAUGCCAAACAGAGCUUUAUUCGAAAACUUUGACUCAGUGCUCGUCUUUUCUGUCGUGGGCACCAUCUGGAACACUUUCGCAAUCGGAGGAUCCCUUCUUGUUAUGGCCCAGUACGAUCUCUUCACAAUGCCUUUCACCACUUUCGAGAUUCUCGUCUUCUCCGCGCUCAUCUCUGCAGUAGAUCCAGUAGCUGUUAUUGCAGUUUUCGAAGAGAUUCAUGUCAAUGAGUUUUUGUUCAUCAACGUCUUCGGUGAAGCUCUUUUCAAUGACGGCGUGACUGUGGUAAUUGCUGCUUGGAAUCGGCUCUCAGAAACAUUAUAUUUCCAGGUUCUGUAUCAAAUGUUCAAGAGUUUUGCUCUGAUCGGCUCUGAAAACCUGUCCGUGCUCGACUAUGCGACGGGCGGCCUUUCGUUCUUCGUCGUGGCACUCGGCGGAGCUGCAAUCGGCAUCAUUUUCGCAAUUGCGGCAAGUUUGACGACCAAGUAGGUGUUCGAAAGGUUUUAAGCGACUACAGUAUCUCAUUGCAGGUACACUUAUGAUGUCCGUAUUCUGGCGCCAGUCUUCAUCUUUCUGCUCCCGUAUAUGGCAUACUUGACUGCUGAAAUGAUCUCGCUUUCCUCCAUCAUCGCGUUAGUUCGAUCCAAUUUUCUCCCAACUCCAAUCGUUCAGAAUCGCCGUCUGUGGCAUGCUCAUGAAGCAGUACAUAAAGGGAAAUAUCACUCAAGCGGCUGCCAACUCCGUCAAAUACUUCACCAAGAUGCUCGCCCAAUGCUCCGAGACGGUGAUCUUCAUGUUCCUCGGACUCUCCACAAUCUCCUCCCAACACCACUUCGACCUCCUUUUUAUCUGCGCGACUCUCUUCUUCUGCCUCAUCUAUCGUGCUAUCGGAAUCGUCAUUCAAUGCUACAUUUUGAAUCGGUUCCGUGCCAAAAAGUUCGAGAUGGUUGAUCAGUUCAUCAUGUCGUACGGGGGGCUUCGCGGGGCCAUCGCUUACGGUCUUGUCGUCUCGAUUCCCGCUUCCAUAACUGCUAAACCAAUGUUCAUAACCGCUACUAUCGCAGUCAUUUACUUUACCGUAUUUCUACAAGGAAUCACAAUUCGACCGCUGGUUCAUUUUCUGAAAAUCAAGAAGAAGGAAGCGAGAGAUCCGACAAUGGUGGAGAGCGUUUACAACAAAUACUUGGACUAUAUGAUGUCGGGAGUGGAGGACAUUGCGGGACAGAAGGGACAUUACACGUUUAUUGAGAAGUACGACAAAAACGGUCAUUAAAACCAUCUAUUUGAUUGUUUUAGUUUUGAACGAUUCAAUGCCAAAGUGAUCAAACCGGUGCUGAUGAGACACCAAAGAAGACAGAGUUUCGACGCCUCCUCGAUCGUCCGUGCUUACGAGAAGAUCACUUUGGAGGAUGCUAUCAAGUUGGCGAAGGUUAAGAGUACGAUUCAGAACAAAAGACUCGAGAGGAUCAAGAGUGAAGGGAGAGUGGCUCCGAUCAUUCCGGAUAAAAGCCAACAAACGGUCACUCCGAAGGAGAUGCAGUUGAAGAGGGUCAGUAAAACAGAGAAGGAACACGAAAACAUUCCGUGUUUCAGUUCAUGGAAUCUGGCGAGAACAUCGACUCGCUCUACAUGCUCUUCAGUGAUCUUUUGGAUAGAAAAUUGAGCGAGCUGAAUGCACCAAGUCAAAAGAAGGUUCAGUCGAGUAAGGACGACAUCCAGGACGACUAUAUGGCAGAAGUGGUUAGUCUUUUGUUCACCUUUGCUCUUCUGCUCUUUCCACGUCACACGUCCUUCCGAACCCCAUUAGUAUCAAACUGACAUGAUUCGUUCUGACAGUCAUUGCAGGGAUCCCGCUCGAACCUCUCGGCGAUGCAUCGGAGUGCCGAACAACUGUCAUCCGAGACGGCAUUCUACCGGGGAAGACGUCAGUCGACGGGCGAUCUCAACGCGAAAAGAGCCGACUUCAGUGUGUGA